AUGAUGGAGAUUAACAGAUUCAUCAAACUAUUGAGUGUGCUGAUGUUUGUACUUUCACUGUGCAUGAAGCUCAAUUCAGUAUCUGCUGCUGAAGUUAGGUGCAUAGAGAGGGAAAGACAAGCUCUUUUGAAGUUUAAGCAUGACCUUGUUGAUGCAGAUGGCGUUUUGUCAUCCUGGGGAAGUGAAGAAGAUAAAAAGGAAUGUUGCAAAUGGGAGGGCGUCUCGUGUAGCAACGGAACUGGUCAUGUAACUUCACUUGAUCUGGUAUUUCACUCUUUGAAGGCUAAGCUUAGCCCCUCACUGGUUGAUUUGCAACAUUUGAAUUAUUUGAACCUGAGAGGUAAUGAUUUUGGAGGAAGUAAAAUACCAAGAUUCAUUGGUUCCUUCAAGAACUUAAGGCACUUGAAUCUCAGUGGCUCAAACUUCAGUGGUGAAGUUCCUUGCGAACUUGGGAACCUUACAAAUCUGAAUACUCUUGACCUUGGAAGUGAAAUACUAAGAGUCAUUGGUUCCUUCAACAACUUAAGGCACUUGAAGCUCGGAUCCUCAAACUUCAGUGGUGAAUUUCCUUGCGAACUUGGGAACCUUACAAAUCUGAAUACUCUUGACCUUCGUUAUAACAAUUUGAGAAUCAAGAAUUUUGAUUGUCUUUCUCAUCUUUCUUCGUUAUCACAUCUUGACUUGAGUGGUGUUAACCUUAUAAAUCAAACUAGCUGGUUGCACCACAUGACAAGUUUCCCUCUCCUCGAGGAACUGCACUUGGAUUACUCAGUUGAAGGGUUAGGUUACGAAAGCUUUGAUAUCUUUCCUAAUUCUUCUUUAUCCAAACUAUCUAUCCUCCGCCUAUCCUCCAAUUAUCUCACUUCCUCUUCCACAUUCCGCUGGAUGUUUAACAUUAGUGCGAGUCUUAAAGUCAUUGACCUCGCUGGUAAUCAAUUAGAGGGUCCUAUUCCCGAUUCCUUUGGGGAAUUGUUUUUUCUUGAAGAUCUUGUUUUGAGUGACAAUAAGUUGCGCGGUGGGAUUCCAAGCUCUUUGCGUAAUUUACAUACACUAGAUAUAUCAUCCAAUGAAUUAAAUGGUCUCUUGCCAGAUAAUACCACAUUUUCAUCCUUAUCACGUUUGGACCUUGGUAACAAUAAGUUGAAUGCGUUUCACACACAAUGUCUUGGGCAACCUUUAGUUCUUAGUGAAUUAGAUUUAUCUUACAAUCAAUUGAAAAGGCUGCCUGAAGGUAUUGAGAAACUUUCAAAUCUCAGUUAUUUAGGUAUGUCUUCAAAUUUGUUGGAAGAUACAAUCACCGAAAGUCACCUCUCAAACUUUGCCAACUUAAGAGAGCUUGAUUUAAACUCGAACUCCUUGACUUUCAAUUUGAGCUCAGAUUGGAUUCCUCCUUUUCAAUUGUAUAGACUACUGCUCAGCCAUUGUCAUUUGGGCCCUCAUUUUCCAAAUUGGAUUCAAACUCAGAAUUUUCUUGGUUGGCUUGAUAUAUCUUUUGCUGGUAUAUCAGAUGCAAUACCCAAUUGGUUGUGGAAUAUGCCUUUUUUCACAAUAUUAGAUCUUUCUCAUAACAAUAUUACGGGUAAAAUUCCUAAUUUGUCCUCACAGUCGACUCAACGUUCAAUUAUAGAUUUAAGCUACAAUAACAUUUCAGGUCCAAUUCCAUCAUUUCUUUUUUAUUGGCCAGAAAUAAAACUUUCCAAAAACAUGUUUUCGGGAUCCAUUUUUCACUUAUGCACAAUUCCUACGGAAUCCAUUUUUCAUUUAAACUACGUGCUUGAUCUCUCGGAUAACCAAUUGGCAGGAGAGCUUCCUAAUUGCUGGAUGAACGGAAGUGAAUUAUUUGUUCUGGAUUUGGCAAAUAAUAAGUUCUCAGGUAAGAUUCCCCUCACUUUGGGCACUUUGGAUCAACUCGAAGUAUUAAACUUGCGUGGCAAUAAUUUCAUUGGUGAAUUGCCUUCAACUUUGAGGAAUUGCAGGGAGCUGAGAAUGCUUGAUGUGGGAGGAAACAAGUUAACAGGUAAUAUUCCAGCAUGGAUAGGAACUCACUUAACAAGUCUGACAUUUCUUGGCCUUCGAUUUAAUGAAUUUGAUGGAAUCAUGCCUUCCACAAUUUGCCUCCUUACCAAUAUCCAUGUCUUGGACCUUUCUAGAAACAACAUUUCAGGAAGACAAGAAUUUGAAUGGAGAACACUAAGACUUUUGAAAGGCAUUGAUCUAUCGGGAAAUAAGUUUGUUGGAACUAUUCCUCAAGAGUUUUCCGCUUUAAGAGGUUUAGUUUUUUUGAACUUAUCUAGAAAUCAUUUGACGGGAAAUAUUAUUUCAAACAUUGGUCAAAUGGAGACGUUAGAUUUUCUUGACUUGUCUAGAAACCAGCUUUCAGGGGAAAUACCAAAUAGCCUUGCAGAACUACAUUUUCUCAGCGUUUUGGACUUAUCGUACAAUAAUUUUACUGGAAAGAUUCCUUUAAGCACUCAACUACAAAGCUUCAACUCCUCUGUAUAUGCUGGGAAUAGCCAACUUUGUGGGGAGCCUCUGGCUAAGUGUCCAGGAGACAUUUCUAAUGGUUCUGCUACUGAUCACGGAGAGGGGAAUAGUUUUGAAGAUGAUGAUGGUCCUCAAGCAUUCUUGGAGGCAUUCCUACUUCAGAUGGUGGAACAACAUUGGGAACUGGAUGUAUGUGACAACAACAAUCUAUGUCACAAGAUUGAAGAGAAAAUUUCUGAAAUGAAGAAGCCCCUUUCGGGAGACAAGAAAGUGUCGACUAUCAUUUGA
Fraxinus pennsylvanica is the source of this 2772-nucleotide messenger RNA. The record is from the annotation of a GenBank genome assembly. Lineage: Eukaryota; Viridiplantae; Streptophyta; Magnoliopsida; Lamiales; Oleaceae.